AUGGAUGCACCAAAGGCAGGCACAGAGCAGGAAGCGGAGAAGGAUGCUGAUGAUGAGGAAGGCGAAGAAACAAAGGAAGAACAGCCAGGAAAGGAUGCAAACUUCAAGGCCGAUGUGUUGCAUUGCCAAAAGAUAUCAGUGACUGGAAAGAGUGGAUGCUUCUAUAUCGCCCCGGUCUGCAAGAAGAACAUUGAGAGUUUGAACAAGACGGUGAAUGCAAAUUUCAGGCGCUUGGUGGAUAAGAAGGUGGACAAGAAUGGCGAGGGCGGCUUAACGGCUGGAUGGUCGAAAUUUGAAAGUCUGAAAGAUGCGUGGACUUAUGCACUUCAUGCUGCCGAAUGGGAGGGCUUGUUUGUGGCUGCCACACGAGCACGCAACGCUGGGAUUCCAGUCCGGCUUUAUGCGGGCCACAAUGAAAGUCCUCAGAUUGAAGAAGGACGGGCUGCUGGCAGCCGGGUUGCCGUGUGGUUCAUGGACGUUCAUGAACCGUGCUACGAGCGGUUUCUGCUGAAAUCCGACACACCGGUUCAUGUUGUCCUUUCCUCAUAUUUGAAAGCGAAAGCUGGCCCUGCCCAGCUGGAUGGGUGGGUGAACUUUCUCCACCGCAAAUUGACGAAGAAGACACGAAAACAAAAGGGCCUCAGCUCCAAAGGCGUGGUUACUUACAAGAAGUGCAAGAAGACUGGGAAGACUGGUGGACCACGUCUCAAACAAACACAGUGCUACCCGGUGGAGUUUGGAAAAGCGGUGUCCUCAUAUCACAUCCACGAAAUGGCCUCGAAAAUUGGUGGGAUCCUCGAGGACGUUCAGAGGUUCAGUAUGGUGAAACCAAAGCUGAUCAAAGAUACUCCUGACUGGGCCCGGGCAUGUCUGAGGGAUAUUGAAAUCUUCCUGGAGCAGGAGCAACAAGAACAGUUGCAACAGAAGCAAGACAAGAUGAAAGCCCCGCCCGCAGAAGCACCGGAGCCGGAACACGAGACAGAAGCGAAAGCGAAAGCCAGGUUGCCGAAGGCUACCCCUCCGAGCUCCGACAAGAGUGUUCGGGAUCCCCUUGCCUGUGCUUCCACCGAUCCUGCCCCAACCAAGCCGGGAAGAGCCAAGCGCAGCAAACCGGAGCAGCAUGAUGAAGGCGACAAGCCGAAGCCUGUGGAUGCAAGCAACGAAGCAAAAGCGGCCACAGCCAAGCCCAGAACAAAGAAACUGAAGCGAAAGAAUGGAUUCAAGAAGGGAGGCAAAGGAGCCCAGGCCAAGAACCUCGCAUCCGUUCGAAAGCGCAAAGCCCGCAAGCUCUACAUGAGAUUUUGGCGAUCGGUGAAGAGUUCAUCCCUCAGUCUGAUUUUCUCUGUUUUCUGUGGCAAGCACACGCCGAAUGAGAUCAAAAAGACCUUCGAGAGGUUCAAGUAUUGCAAGACGAAGAUGAGCACGUUGUACGAAGACUUUGUCAGCACCGGAGGCAAAUGGAAGAAUGGUAUCAUCUACAAGACGGUGACAUCGAAAAGGAAGAAUUCUUCGUUGGGCUGCCGAAAGUGGCUCACCCGUUCCCAGCUACUUCAGCAUUUCGACAACGAUAAAGAUAUCGUGGAUGCUGUGAUUCUACGAAAAGAGACUGACCCCGAGCUCCGUCAGAAGGAGAUCCGUGAGCACCCGGAAUGCCCCAGCUUGACACAAUAUCUCGUGCUGGUCGACGAUGCCGAGUAUGAUGAGUCGGCUGUGGAGAUUUCAGAUCUUUUCCAAGCAGAGGAUUAUAUGAGCGAGACCAAGACCCGCAAGAAGAAGAAGAAGACUGCAAAGAAAGACAAGAAGGACAAAAAGUCCAAGAAAAACAAAAAGGAUAAGAAGGCCAGCAAGAAGCGAAAAAGCAAGAACAAGAAGGGAGAGGACACAGAGGAAAAGCAGCAGGCCAAGGCACUGACAAUGGAAGCGAACAAGGCCCGAAGGUAG
Symbiodinium sp. CCMP2592 is the source of this 1941-nucleotide messenger RNA. The record is from the annotation of a GenBank genome assembly. NCBI's taxonomy places the organism in Eukaryota, Dinophyceae, Suessiales, Symbiodiniaceae.